Molecule: messenger RNA, 1881 nt
Organism: Colletotrichum tamarilloi
Lineage: Eukaryota; Fungi; Ascomycota; Sordariomycetes; Glomerellales; Glomerellaceae
Exons: 4
Coding region: 1-1881 (626 amino acids)
Biological process (GO): positive regulation of transcription by RNA polymerase II
Cellular component (GO): nucleus
Molecular function (GO): DNA-binding transcription factor activity, RNA polymerase II-specific; transcription cis-regulatory region binding; zinc ion binding
Source: RefSeq, a predicted model, not a curated record
AUGCACUCCGUACCGAAACGGCGAUCCAUCACAUUUACGGGUUGCUGGACUUGCAAAGCACGAAAGAUUCGGUGCGAUGAGCGACCGUCAGGAUGCCAGAACUGCGAACUGAGAGGCAGCGUAUGCGGUGGCUACGACAUCAAGCUCAAGUGGAUGACAGAACCCGUUGUGGAGCCCGAGACGCCCUCUAAACACAGCGGCCAAGGCCGAAGAAGAAUUGGAAAUGAUCGUGGUAAUAGUCAUCGAUAUCACAUGGGGCAAAUCAAGCGUUUCCUCCUGGACCUCGACAAUGAUGUCGCCCUAGGUGUUGCGUCUGCACAAGGCCCCUUCUCUACCUUCCCGGGUCUCGUCAGAGAACCUGAGCACGCAAAUGUGUCACUAGUACCCCCUCGGGUCCUCUCAGUGGUGCUGGAGAGCCAACAAGAGAGUCCGCUCCCUGCGUACUCUGAUGAGUCCCCCGUUCCCUUGAACCAAGACCCUUUGGAGGAGAGCGUAUCUGAAACUACCGCUUCUACAACGUCCUCCUCACCACGGUCCAGCAACCCUCACAGUCCAACUGGAGACGCUGCCGCCGCUACAAAUCUUGUGGGGCAUCCCUUGGAAUGUCUUCCGUUGCUGCAGCAUGUUCGAUUCACCUUUUCACACGACAAUGAAGUUGACCUCUUGAUACAUCAUUACGGGCUGCAUGUCGCAGACCUUCUGCAGCCUAUUGUCCAUACCAACAACCCUUACCGUGAACUUUACUUUCCUUCCGCACUCGAAGGAGCCAAGUCGCACGCAUCAGGAGGGACGGAAGCUAUUGAUGUGGUUCAGACAGCGCUCUACCAUUCAAUAAUAGCUUCAGCUGCCUUCCACCGAUGGAACUGCAACAAAGCUUCCGAUAAGUACAAGCAGAUGGGUGCCCAUCAUAGAUACCAUGCUAUUUGCCUCUUGAGAUCUUCCGUUGCAUCCCACGCACCAAGACCUCUUUACAGGCUGAUACUAAUGGCUGUGCUGUCACUCAUUACCAUUGGAGUCAUCUCCGGAGCUGGCGAUGAUUACGUUGUGCACCUCGGGGCAACCAAGGAAUUGCGGAGGUCUCGCAGCCGGUGGACAGUCCUUGGUGCAGCUACACGACAGCUCCAUGAAAUCGCUGCCUUUCUAGGUCUCAUGGCUCGAACAACAUCCUUUCGGAACUCUUCAACACUAUGGACCGCUUCCGAGACCGAAGACAAGCCCUCCAAGGAUCUUGCGAUAGAGUCUGCAUCCUGCUAUGAGUACAUGUAUGGCAUCUCACCAGCCAUUGCAGCAGCUAUCCAAGACACAUGUCGAUAUGCGGAGCAAUUGGCUUGGUACCGCGGCCAGGAACAAAAGCACCCUCCAGAGGAUCUCCUUGAAGCCUGCGAAGCGCUAGGGGAACGGCUGCUCUCGUGGAGCUCCGCAGAUGGCGAACUAGCCUUGGCUCCGGCAGGCGACGAUCUGAUGAGAGAGGUACUGAACCACCAUACAUGUGCUUGGUAUCAUGCCGCUCUCAUAUACUACUAUCGGCGGAUUCAAUGUUUUACUGCUGUUGAUCUUGUCGAGGAAGUAGAUCUUGUACUGGAACACAUGCGCGCCAUGGAAGACUUCAAACUUCGUCCUGAACUCGUGUCGUCGAACAGGAUGGCGCCCAUUACGUGGCCCAUGUUUAUUGCUUCAUGCGAAGCAAAACCUUCGAAACGGCCCUCAUGCAUGGAAUGGUGGGAACAAGUCAAGCAAUACAAUCUUGCCAAUAUCGAUAAGCAAUGGGCCUUGAUCCAGCUUAUCUGGGAGAAGAUGGCGGAGGCGCAGGAUAGGAACGCCGACAACGUCAGUUGGGUGGAUGUGUAUGUUACUUUGGGCGAGGAUAUCAUUGCUGUGUAA